Molecule: messenger RNA, 2729 nt
Organism: Caretta caretta (loggerhead turtle)
Lineage: Eukaryota; Metazoa; Chordata; Testudines; Cheloniidae
Source: RefSeq, a predicted model, not a curated record
UCUGAAUCUGUCCUUGUGUCACUUGCAUAUAUGGACAAGUUAGAAUGGCAACUUGUGACGCUGUGCUGCUAAAAACAGCUCCAGCUCCCUUCAGCUCUUUGUUUUAACAAUGUCCUCCAGUGAAAGAAAUUCAAAGGACAUUUGAUCACACAAGCCAUGGAAUUAUUUCAAGGAAACUAACCCGGAAACUGAUCGAUGGUACUCUUUUAUUCUGGACAUAUGCACCUUGGAACAGCUAGGAGAUGAGCACUUCUCUGAAUUACAAGUCCUUUUCCAAAGAGCAGCAAACCAUGGAUAACCUGGAGAAACAACUUAUUUGCCCCAUCUGUUUAGAGAUGUUUACUAAACCUGUGGUCAUCCUCCCCUGUCAGCAUAACCUGUGUAGAAAAUGUGCCAGCGAUAUUUUCCAGGCCUCUAACCCGUAUCUGCCAACCAGAGGAGGCACCACUAUGGCAUCAGGUGGUCGAUUUCGCUGUCCCUCUUGCAGACAUGAAGUGGUUCUGGACAGACAUGGUGUGUAUGGACUUCAAAGGAACCUAUUAGUGGAAAAUAUCAUUGACAUAUACAAGCAGGAGUCCACCAGACCUGAAAGAAAAUCUGAGCAGCCAAUGUGUGAAGAGCAUGAGGAUGAGAAAAUUAAUAUCUAUUGUUUAAACUGUGAAAUACCCACAUGUUCAAUGUGCAAAGUUUUUGGUGCCCAUAAAGACUGCCAGGUUGCUCCUCUCAAAAACGUUUACCAGCGACAAAAGUCUGUACUCAGUGAUGGCAUUGCAGUACUCGUGGGCAGUAAUGAUAGAGUGCAAGGAAUAGUAGGUCAACUGGAGGAGACCUGCAGGACAGUAGAGGAAUGCUGCAGAAGACAGAAAGAGCAACUGUGUGAAAAAUUUGAUUUUCUGUAUGCAAUACUGGAAGAAAGGAAAAAUGAGAUGACACAAAUAAUCACUAGAAACCAAGAGGAGAAACUGGAACAUGUCCGCUCCCUGAUGAAAAAGUAUGCAGAUCACUUGGAGACAGUGUCUAAGCUAGUUGAAUCAGGAAUCCAGUUCAUGGAAGAGCCAGAAAUGGCAGUGUUUUUGCAGAAUGUCAAAGCAUUGCUACAAAAAAUUACUGAAGCAUCUAACACAUUUCAGAUGGAAAAAAUAGAGCCUGGCUAUGAAAAUAUGAGCCAUUUCACAGUCAACCUCAAUAGAGAAGAAAAAAUAAUAAGAGAAAUUGACUUUUACAGAGAGGAGGAGGGUGAUGAGGAAGAUGAGGAUGUGAUGGAAGGUGAAGAGUUUGAUGAAGUCCGCACAGAGUCAUCUGGUGAGGAGGAAGAGGUAGCUGAGAAAGUAUCCCAGCAAUCUCAGCCAGACUCAGAACCCAAGAGUACAACAGGAGACCCUCAGACUGAACCAGCCCCCUCACUAUCACCAGGUGCCUCAUUUAGUCAGGGUGAGGUGGUGCCAAGUGGUGGUCGACAGACUGCAGAGUCUGAAACACAAAUGCCAUCAACAGCAGAAACCAUCGAUCCCUUGUUUUACCCUAGUUGGUAUAAGGCCAAAUCUCGGCAAGCAAGCAGCCCAAGUUUGACCCAGCUGAGUGAUGGGUUGGGCCAAGUAGGGCCAUCUGUUUCUCUGGAAAUGAAUGUAAAGAAGGCAGAAACUGCAGAAGCCGCAACAAGCAAUGAGCGUGUACCUGGGAGUGGUAAGGAAACUAACACAACUGCAGCUACUUCCCAGGAUCAACACAGCUACAACAACAUGGCAGACAAACCUGUUUACUAAGUUUAGGAGACAAAUUUUCACUCCAACCUUGCUGAAAAGGAACUCUGGUGUCUAAAUAGGUAAUUAUUCCUUCAGGUCUUCCAAGUUCCACUAAUUUUUGCACUCUCAUUCAAGCGCACAAUAGAUUUACUCACUGGAAAGUGUUAUCCAUUGAAAAUGUAAAUGUACAUAAAAUGACCAAAUUUUCACACCACAUUUUGAACCUGCAACAAAAAGCAUCAUUUUGAAAAUCUUGUCCAAAUUAAGAGGCUAGAUUAAUCCAUCUUUCAAGUCUUAGGUCCAGAUUCUUAGCCGGUGUAAAUUGAAUUACCUCUAUUGAAACCACUGGGGCUAUGCCAAUUUAUACUAAUUAAAGAUGUGGCCCUUAAAAAUAAAUUGAAAACUUCAAUUAGAUAUAGGAAAAGAAACAGGAAACUACUUGUUUUCAUGUCCACAAGACUUUAGGAUUUGUCCUAUAGUGGUAUGACAUUGUCCAACUAGACAGUAACUGGAAUGAAGCCCGUUAGCCAACUUACACAUAACAGAUCAUCAUUUCUCACUAAUUCCAGUAUGGAUUUUAACAUUACAUACUUACAAAAAUUGCUUGGAAAAUGCCAAAUAAUCAUCCAUCCUAUGCUGUAGUUCUUCAUAAGUAGCUGUGAUAUGUUGUCAGUACCUGUACAUAUGUUUGCACCGUGAUUUUGAUAACUUUACAUUAUGCAACUGUUAUAAAUGGUUGAGAUAUAUUUAGUGUUAAAGGACACAAUUCUAUCAUCCUUAUUCAUUUUAAAUAAUACCUUACUUGCAAAUAGUCCCAUUGAAAUCAAGUAUAUUUCCCACAGUAGGAUACUACACAAUGUGAGUAAGGGUAGCAGAAUUGGACCCAAAGCUCUGACAACUAAUUUGUUUUUAACCAUCCUAAAAGAGUUAGUAUAUAUUGCCCCAUAUGUUACAAAUGUAUAGUCCCGUUUUUUGAAGACGUUAAGU